UGCUUGAGGGGAUGAUAACAAAGACAAAAAUAAUCCGGGCGAUUAAUUCUUCCGAGUCUUAAUAAUCAACCGGACAGAGAGAACUUUUAUGGCCUGUGUUUGCUUGGCUAUGUGCCGACUGUGUGGCAAUUCACUUCCUUCUCAGUCUCUCGUCUUAAAUGCACUUGAAAGACUGUUGGACGCAUACAUCGGGUCUUCUUCACACAUCGUUCAUAAGUAGCUACAACAAGGGUCCAGCGUCCUUUACGACGGUUACAUAGAAGAAAAUUUAGGGAUAAUCAACAUUAAUUCGGCUAAUUUUAGGAUUCUCAGAACCUUUAAGAUACGAUACGAUGAAGGUAGUUGCCUAUGCUGAUGACGUUUUCAUUAUGGUUACCGGUCUCUUUCUCUCUACGAUUACCGUAGAGAGAAAGUGACUGCGCGGGUAAGGCAUAUGCUGAGGCCGAGUUUUUCGCAUAUCAGGACGUCACUUAACCUGGACUGAGGGAACAUGUCAUUUCCUUAGGCCCAGGGAGGACUUGGAGAAAGCCGAAUACCAUUUUUAUGACACUGCUUCGCAAAGACAAAUGGUAGUGAUUUAACAGCUCUUUUCGUCAGCCUUAGUUGGGCUUUAAACUCAGUGGUACAGUAUAGUAUGGUUGCCUAUUUUUUUUAUUUUUCUUAAGCGUUGGCUUUUUCUUUUUUCUGACUAUUCUGCAGCUUAAUGGAAUGCAUCUAUGCUGAUUUUCUUCAUAUUACUUCUCUCUUCAACCUUCUUCUGGAGCAAAUACAAGAUUUAAAGUCUCCAAGUGAGAUUGCCUAAAGAUCAACGAUACGGAAAUGACUUCCCAUAUUCCACAUUACGAUACAAUGCAAACGAUGGAUAUGACAAUUCGAUGUCAGGCAACUACAAACAAUCUUAUUCUUCGUUUUCCAGAGCAGAUAACAAACAAGAUUUCAAUGCUUGGAAUAAAAAAAAUGGUGGUAUUGGAAACAGUCGACGGCAAGACGAUUAUGAUAUGUCUGAUGGUAGGCCUAUGUGUAGUCAACAACGAUUCCGGACAGGCUAUGAUAGAUCUGAAAACAUGCCUGACUCUGGAACCAAGGAACAGUUUCAUGACCAUGAAUGUUCUUCUUGGUAUGGCAGCAGUCAACAGCUUAAUGAAAAAUACGAUUAUUCCACAGUUGAAAAUACACCUAAAUCCCGUAACAACCAAAAUCGCUUUGAAGAAGUCAAUUCCGCUAGAGGCAAAAGCGAUUUCAACUUUCAACGAAAUCAAGUAGGAUAUUCUAGAGGUGAUCAUACAUAUGACUUUAAGGAUAAUCAGGAUCCUGCAGAAGUCGGCAAUUUUAAUGUCACCACAAGAGAUGAAUCUUACAACAAAAGCAAUCAACAACGGUUUGCGGGAGAUGACUUUUCAAGAUAUCAACAAACAUCUGAUGUCAGCUACAAAAACCAGCAAAAUUUUGGAGGAGGAGGCAGUUUUGCCAAUUUUAAUUUACAAAACAAUCAACGAAAUAUAAGCCAAGGGCGAGCAGGAGGUGAUUGUAAUAACUUUUAUUCCAACCAACAAACACAGCAGUUUGUAAGCAACAAACAAAACAAUUUAGACAACAAUAUGGAAACAAAUUGGAUUAAACCUCAAUCGUCCCACCAAAUGAAUCGUAAUGAUUUUGGAGGUAAUAGCAAUUACCAAGCACCACAUAGUGCUGUGAAUCAAACAAGAACCCUUCAACACAAUUCGGAUAGAAAAAUAGGUUCAUCUACAAAAGGAGGAAGUUGGCAAAAAGGAAACGACAUUAAUAAGAAUAUUUCAAAAAAGAAAAAUUUGGAUAAAAAUAGGACGGUUAGACGUCGCAGUGCUCAAGUGAGGGAUACAGAAUACCAGGAACAAUUAAUUAAUGGAACUGGUAAAAAAGCUCAGAAUACUAAAACCAAACCCAAUCCAGAAUCUUAUUGGAGAGAUUGGUGGCCCAACUAUGCUUACAUUCAAAACAUGAUUCCAAUAGUGGAUGAAAAUGAUCCCGAAGUAAAAGAUUUCCUUAAAUUCACAUAUGAACCUGAUGACCCGAGAUUCAAACCUAGAGUGGCAUUACUUCUUAAUAUGGGCACAUUGAAGAUCCUGCGCAGCUUUAACCAUACAGAAACGAAUUAUAAAUUUCGGGAAACGUACAAAUUAUUUCUAUACAAGAAACAUCUGGAGGAUCCAAACUUUCAAAAACACCUCAAUCAUCAAGAAAAAGACCUUGUUUUAAAAUCUCUCGCUCUUUUACGACAUAAAGGUAAAUAUACACUGAUGCUCCAAAGCGUAAUAAGUAGAUGGGAUCUUCACCAAAAGACUAUAGCCGGUUUGAGUAAGUUGGUAGCCGAAAAGACCGCUUAUAAUAUGAUGAACACUAAACUCUACCAUUAUUUAGUAAUGGAUUCAAUACAAGAGUUAAAGAACAUGUGCGCAUUGGAUUGGAGUGGAUUUCCUGAAUUCUAUGCAAAACUGCAGUCAAUGCCACCUCCCCACUAUGCUUCAACGGAUAAUAUUCUUACGAAAACCACAGGCCCCUUGGAUGAUUGCUGUAACAAUUCUGACGUGGACAAUGCCGAUUAGAAUAAGAAAAACAUAAGCGUUAAAAUAAGUCACAUGAAUUCCCGUUGAACUUUCGGAAUAGUUGUGAAAAACUUACAUAAAUACUGCUUUAAAUUAAAAAAAAAAGAGUGGGCACGAA
Messenger RNA from Stomoxys calcitrans (stable fly), 2700 nucleotides. RefSeq names its product probable serine/threonine-protein kinase clkA. The record is from RefSeq and is a predicted model, not a curated record. The transcript is spliced from 3 exons. Lineage: Eukaryota; Metazoa; Arthropoda; Insecta; Diptera; Muscidae. Bases 876 to 2582 code for a protein of 568 amino acids.